AUGUCCAAAACAACAGUUGAUCUCUCGCUCGCCACUCGGCCAAGCGAUGCCGAUGCUGUGUCGGGGUUGAUCAAGGAUCUCGAUGGUCUCAACCAAAAUUGGAAGGAAGAAAAUGAGGAGACCCGCCUGAAGAUGGUUGUCAAGGCCCGGAGUCUUCUCCAGUCUCUCCUGACACCCCGUGAGCAGAUGGUGCAGCACACAUGGGCUGAUCCUGGACUUGAUGCUGCUUUGAUUACAGGUGUCGAUGUCGGCCUUUGGAAGCUCAUGGUUAAGAAUGGCGUUGACGCCGUCCACAAGGUUGACGACCUUGCCAAGUCAUUGGGCAUGGAUCCUCAACUUCUCGGCCGCCUAAUGCGUCACGUCUGCGCCAUGGGCCAUCUUGUAGAAGUGGCUCAGGAUGAGUACAAGCUCACAAACUUUACCAAGUCAAUGAGCCUCGAUGUCAUCGGCGACGGCUACGUUUGCCUGCUUGGUGGCAUUGGCCGCAGCCCAUUCGAGUUUUACAAGUUCCUUCGCGAGACCAACUGGCGGAACCCCGUCGAUGCCGCCCACACAGCCUUCCAUGCAUCAUACAACAGCACCGUGCCAAACUGCAUGUUGUAUCUCGGGACCAUCGGAAUGGGUCCUCAGAUGAACCACCAUAUGGGCGGCUACAGGCAGGGUCGCUUGCCAUGGCAUCACCCCAAGAUCUAUCCCGUCGAGAAAGAACUGUUCCCUGGUGCCGAGCCCGACGCGCCACUGGUAGUCGACGUUGCCGGCGGUCUCGGCCAUGACAUUGACGAGUUCAGGAGGAAAUACCCCAACCAUCCCGGCAAACUGAUCCUGCAAGAUCUCGCCCCCGUCAUCGAGGACGCCAAGGAUAUUGAUCCCUCCAUCGAGCGCAUGCCUCACGACUUUUUGACCGAACAGCCCAUCAAGGGCGCCAGGGCUUACUUCAUGCACUCCAUCCUCCACGACUGGCCGGAUGAUGUCUGCCAGAAGAUCCUCGCUCGUCUGGCGGAGGCGAUGAAGCCCGGCUACAGCAAGCUGCUCAUCUUCGAAUGCGUGAUCCCAAGCACCGGUGCCUAUUGGGAAAGCACCGCGGGCGAUAUGCUGAUGAUGACGCAGCUUUCGGCUUGCGAGCGAACGGAGGAUCAGUGGCACAGCCUCAUCGAGGGCAGCGGGUUGGGACUGAAGAUUACGAAAUUCUGGUCGAGUGGACUUUCGGCGGUUGAGAACGUUAUUGAGUGCGAGCUGGCCUAA
This is a messenger RNA of Sordaria macrospora k-hell, 1242 nucleotides long. RefSeq lists its product as uncharacterized. The record is from RefSeq and is a predicted model, not a curated record. NCBI's taxonomy places the organism in Eukaryota, Fungi, Ascomycota, Sordariomycetes, Sordariales, Sordariaceae. Gene Ontology annotation, molecular function: O-methyltransferase activity.